AUGGAUUUUCGCAAAGUAACGCCUGAUUCUAUUAAUUAUAUUAAAAAGGCUAGCACGGCCGACCAGGCAAGACUCUAUGUCAAAUUAACAAAACUCCAUCGUAUUGCUGCCCAAAAUGUUUGGUUCAAUCAGCAGUGCAAACAACUUCAUGUUAUUCCCAAUUAUAUUCAAAUACGUUCCAGCACAAAUAGUCGAGCGGCCAGUAUUGCUAUUUCUAAAGCUCAGAACAUUUGGCUUAAUGAGGAGUGUCAUCGUUGGUUUUCCAAUAGAGAUAAUUUAAAAAUCCACCUUAAAGUAUUAUACUCGGAACUUUCAUAUAACUUACAUAAUAUUGAAUUUGAUAUUUUGGAUGGGAAAGCCAGAGAACUUGCUUCAAUGGCUGUUUAUGAGAAAUAUCAAAUUCAGUCCCGUAAAUUACAACGACUUGUAUCCUGUUCAUCCCGUAAUCGUAAUAACGACAUACAUACAGGAUAUCACCAAUUUUAUCCCCGAGUUAAAAAUCUUUCCGAUGUCCAGUUUCCAACAGAUGAGUUGUCCCUUUUACAUAAAGGCCUAAAGUAUAAUUUAACACCUUCGGUCUCCCAAAAAUCGUUAGAGACUAUGGCUGUUGACGCGGAGGUGGCUGUUGUGAUCGGGAAGAAAGAUAACAUCGUUAAAAGUUUGGUAGCUAAUGAAAUUCGGGCUGUGCCCGCGUCUUCCCAUUUCAAUCCUGAGUUCCCUGUUUUUAAGUCCCUAAAGCAGAGAAUAAGGGAAAACGACCUUAUUGUUACUAAAGCCGAUAAAGGCAAUACUGUUGUUAUUAUGGAGAGUAGUGGGUACAGCCAGAAAGUUAACGAUGUCAUCCAAGGUGAUGACUUUGAGGUAUUGGAGUCUGACCCAACCAAAAAGUUUACUUCGGAUAUUAAGUUAUGUAUACAACAGUCAUCAUAUGUUUUUCCCGAUCACAACUUGUCUCGGAGCAAUCUUGAUCCAAUGAAUCCUCAAGCACCCAUUUUAUAUGGGUUACCAAAAAUACAUAAAGAACAUGUUCCUAUUCGUCCAGUUGUCUCAUAUAUUGGUACACCAGCUUAUUUCCUUGCUAAAAAAUUAAACUUCCUCCUUCGAGAGAAAUCUGGUUUCAACCCCACUUACAGCCUAAAAAAUGGCUUAGAUCUCAUUUCCAAAAUUAAAGAUAUUCGUAUUCCUCCUAAAUCCAUAUUGUUAUCUUUAGACGUUGAUAGUCUUUUCACAAAUGUCCCAUCCCCUGACUGUUUGCGUAUACUCGCAGAUCUCUUUGAAAAACGUCGUCUACAUCCCGGGGAAACAAAUGAUCUUCUUAACUUAACCUCUCUCUGUAUGAAACAAAACUAUUUCCGGUUUAAUAACCGUUUCUAUCUACAAAAAGAAGGGUUAGCUAUGGGGUCCCCUCUAAGUCCCCUUAUGGCGGACAUUUUCAUGGAUAAUUUCGAAAAACAACAUAUAGUUGUCAAUCAAAAUAUCUUAUAUUACUAUCGAUAUGUAGACGACAUAAUUAUUUGCUGGACUGGCACAAGGAGACAACUGGAUGUUUUCCUCAAUAAAAUAAAUAGAGUCCAUGACAAAAUUAAAUUUAAACUUGAGUUGGAACAAGAUUGUUCCCUUAAUUUUCUGGACUUAACAAUAACAAGAAAAGAAUCGUCACAUGUUUUCCAAAUUUAUAGAAAGCCAACUCACACCGACACGGUCAUCCCCGCGUCAUCAUGUCAUCCAUGGCAACAUAAAGUAGCCGCUUUUUAUUGUUACAUUAACCGUUUGUUCACUGUCCCAUUAAGUAAAGAAAAUUAUUUAAAAGAACUUAAUAUAAUUUAUCAAAUAGCGGUCUCUAACGGUUUUUCAAAAAAUCUCAUUAACAAUUUAAUUAAAAAGAAACAAAAGCAUGUUAUUCGCAACUCUCUGUACGCGGUUCAACCUCAAAGUAUUCAUCGAUAUGUGAGCAGUUUGACCUACUUAGGUCCCAUAUCUGAAAAAGUAGCUAAUACUCUUCGAAAAAACGGCGUUCAUGUGGCGUUCAAAACAAACAAUUCUCUUAGAAAUAUCUGUAAUAGUAAAGAUAAGUUGGAUAUUCGUCAAAAGUCAGGUGUUUACAAACUUGUUUGUGACGAAUGCCACGCCGUUUACGUGGGUCAGACUGGUCGCAAUUUCGAGACACGUUAUAAAGAGCAUUUAGCCGCGUACAGGAAUUGCAAUCCCGAUAAAUCCCAUUUUGCCAAACAUCUUUUGGACACUGGACACAACCUAGCCAACGACCACUCCUUUAAAGUCUUACAUACGUGUAAUAAAGGGCUGCGGCUAUGUGUGCUGGAACAGUUAGAGAUAUUAAAAAGUAAUAAAAAUACCGUUGCAUUGCUGAAUGAACAAACAAAUGUUACUAACUCACCUCACUUAAAUAUCUUCAAGCCUGCUCUCUAA
This is a messenger RNA of Parnassius mnemosyne (clouded apollo), 2427 nucleotides long. The record is from the annotation of a GenBank genome assembly. NCBI's taxonomy places the organism in Eukaryota, Metazoa, Arthropoda, Insecta, Lepidoptera, Papilionidae.